GGUGCCAUUGAAUUUCGCAUACAGUAGUCUCAGUGACUUCCGACUCGAGUGAGUGAUCAACUUCAUGGCUUCAGUGAGGAGACUCCUGAAGGCUGCUCAGUCAUGGCGCCCGAUUGUUUCUCCUAAAACCCUAACCCCUCCGUCGCUGCGUUUUCCUCCACGCCUCUGUCACAGGCCUUUUGAACAACAGAUUAAUCCCAGAAUAUCUGAAGCCCAGCUGCCUCCUGUAUCGGUUUCUAUAGUUCCAUCAGUCCUAGUUGGUUUGUUUGGGUUUGGAUUGCUUGAAAUCGCUCAUGCAGAGAGUGACCCGGGUGCUGAUAAAACUCCUUUGCCCUCUCAAUCAAGUCCUUCGCCAUCUGAAUCUCCUCCAAGUUACACAAAUUUGGAGGAAAAUGCCAGAAAAUUACGAGAUCGAUUAGAAGAGUUAAUUAGAACUAAAGGAAUGAAAUACGGUUCUUAUCCACGUUUUACCGUUGCUCUUAAGGGCCAAAAGGUCACGAUCAAGUUCCAAAUUCCUCCCACAUGUGAAGUUCCAUGCUUGAUUGCAAAACUUGUUUCACAGCUUGGAAUGAAAGUUGAAGAGCGUAGUGGUGGUUCCGACAUGAUAAUGCGAGCUUGGGACAGUGGAAUUGCUUGGCAACUAAUGCUUAGUCGUCUGGGAAAACAAAAUAAAACUGGAGCAGAACAGGUUCAUUCACAGUAUACAAAUGCAAAUGAGGGAGAUCUCUGCAUUCUCAUAUUUCAGUCGCUCAUCAGUGCUGACAAAGCGGAAAUUGAGUUCAUAAAGCAAGGAAGCUUCAGUCCUGAGGAGCUUGAUGCCUUGGUUUCUGUGUUACAAUUUGCUGGCGGAAGAGUGGAACAAAACAAAACAUUGGAAAGAAGACCAAGAGGAGAUGCUCCGCAGAUGCAUUCUGCACAAAAAUCAAUUGCUAGUCUUGAGGCCAUGGGAGUGAGAGUUUUUGGAGCUGAUGAACCCCAAGGGGGUCUCUCUAAGAAUGAGGUGUUGUGGGACAAUAUUGCUGGAUAUGACCAACAAAAACGACAAAUAGAAGAUGAGAUAGUGUUUGCUCUGCAUAGUCCUGAUGUAUAUGAUGAUGUUGCUCGUGGGACCCGGCAGAAGUUUGAGUCAAACAGACCUCGAGCUGUUCUGUUUGAAGGCCCUCCAGGUACAGGGAAGACGUCUUGUGCUCGUGUAAUUGCUAAUCAAGCAGGUGUGCCAUUGGUUUACCUGCCACUGGAGUCUAUUAUGUCAAAGUACUAUGGUGAAAGUGAGCGCUUGCUAGGGAAAGUGUUUGUGCAUGCCAAUGAGUUCCCAGAAGGUGCCAUUGUUUUUCUAGAUGAGGUUGAUUCUUUUGCUGUUUCUCGUAGUCAAGAAAUGCAUGAGGCUACCCGAAGAAUUUUAUCAGUGAUAUUGCGACAGAUUGAUGGAUUUGAGCAGGAUAAAAAAGUGGUGGUAAUUGCAGCAACAAAUAGAAAGCAAGACCUUGAUCCUGCUCUGAUGAGUCGGUUUGAUUCGAUGAUCACCUUUGGCCUACCUGACAACCAUGAUCGUCAGAAAAUAGCAGCUCAGUUUGCAAAGCAUCUGACAGAGUCCGAAUUAGUUGAAUUUGCCACAGCAACAGAAGGCAUGUCUGGAAGGGAUAUCAGGGACAUCUGCCAACAAGCAGAGCGGCAUUGGGCAUCGAAGGUGAUUCGAGGCCAAGCCCCAAAGGAUGGAGACCAAGUGAUUCUACCCCCCAUUCAAGUGUACAUUGAAAGUGCUAAAACCCGGGCAAAUACUCUACUCAGCAUUGCAGACCAGAAAACCGAAAAAUCUAACCGUAAUCAGAAGCAGCCCCAGUUAGCCUUCAGCUGAAUAUGGUACAUCAGUAAUUAGCUGUGGCCGGGUGGGUGUGUAGUUGGAUUCAUAUAAUAACAACCAAACAUGAUAGGUUUGGUUUUCCAUUGAUCUAUAGAUAAAUUCAUACAAGCGACUGAAAAAGAAAUUGAUAUUGAGAAGUUAGUUGAAAUGUGUUUGAGAUCAUAUCUGAUAAUAAUUGGACUGCCAUUGCAGGCUAAGUGUUCAAAAUAUAGGUACAUUUCAUAGUUUAAACUUAAA
Molecule: messenger RNA, 2098 nt
Organism: Vitis riparia (riverbank grape)
Lineage: Eukaryota; Viridiplantae; Streptophyta; Magnoliopsida; Vitales; Vitaceae
Product: katanin p60 ATPase-containing subunit A1
Exons: 14
Coding region: 65-1855 (596 amino acids)
Biological process (GO): proteasome-mediated ubiquitin-dependent protein catabolic process
Cellular component (GO): proteasome regulatory particle, base subcomplex
Molecular function (GO): ATP hydrolysis activity; proteasome-activating activity; ATP binding
Source: RefSeq, a predicted model, not a curated record